This is a messenger RNA of Manduca sexta (tobacco hornworm), 930 nucleotides long. It is a transcript of the gene Polr3G, whose product is annotated as DNA-directed RNA polymerase III subunit RPC7-like. Gene Ontology annotation, biological process: transcription by RNA polymerase III. NCBI's taxonomy places the organism in Eukaryota, Metazoa, Arthropoda, Insecta, Lepidoptera, Sphingidae. The record is from RefSeq and is a predicted model, not a curated record. The transcript has a single exon. Gene Ontology annotation, cellular component: RNA polymerase III complex. The coding region runs from base 212 to 868 and encodes 218 amino acids.
GACAUUUUUAUUUUUGCCCCCAUUAAAAAUUCACCAGAAAAUCAGACUUUUAGAGUAUUGACAGAAGAUGUUACUCUUUGUCGCAAAUUGGUUUGGACAGUCAUUAUUUGCGGAUUCGACAAAAAAAACAGUUGGCAACAAUGAAUGUCAGAAAAGUUGUGGUUUUAUAAAUAAUGUUGUUUAUAAAAAUUAAGACAAAAUAAACUGCGUGAUGGCUGGAAGAGGCAGAGGUCGUGGUGGCAGUAGCCUGUCGUUAACACACGAACAAUUACAAGCUUUGGGCAUAGCUCGUGGUGAGAAUAAUCCAACAACAUUAGCACCACCGCCUCUUUUCCCAAAAUUUGAAGCCAAACCACUUCCAUUAACAUGUGAUGCUGCAACGGACUACAUGCUACUAGUUAAGGACCAAUUUAUAGAAUACUUACACGAAUCUCCGGCGUAUGUCAAAGCCAAAGCUCAGACAGAUGGCGUAGAGAGAUUUUCCGAUAAGUACAAAAUGCUGGCUCAAGACGCUAAACAAGGCAAAGUUUUAAAUUGUGUGUGGGCUAACAUGCCCUUAGAAUUAAGGCCACAAGCUAAACGUAUUCGUGCACCAUCAAAAAAACGAAAACUUGAAGAUCCUGAUGUAAUUGCUAAAAAGUUGCAAUCGUUGGAGAAAAAAGAAAUGCAAGACACCAACAAGAAUGACGAUGCCAAUGAAGAUGAAGCAGUAAAGAAUGAUGAUGAUGAUGAAGAAAUGAUUGAAGAUGAACAAGAAAACGAGGAGGAAAUUGAUGAUGGAACUGAUUAUGCCAACAACUAUUUUGAUAACGGUGAAGAUUAUGAAGAUGAUGAAGAUGACAAUCUAGAUGAUGGGCCAGUGUAUUGAACUGUUGUUACAUGUAUAGGGUUUUUUUUGUUUUGUACAAAUACAGGUAUUUAUGAUGUGAA